AUGGAAUCUCUAAUACCAGUCAUCAACAAACUACAGGACGUUUUUAACACAGUGGGCUCUGAAACAAUACAACUGCCUCAAAUCGUUGUUUUGGGAACACAAAGCUCUGGGAAGAGUUCAGUCCUUGAAAACUUAGUUGGUCGAGAUUUCCUGCCUAGAGGACAUGGAAUUGUGACGCGGCGACCACUUGUUUUACAACUUAUCCAUGUAGAUGAGUCAGACCAUGCUACACGGGUCGCGGAAGGUGAUGGUACUUCAACCGAAUGGGCAACAUUCCUACAUACAAAAAAGAUAUACCGGGAUUUCGAUGAAGUUCGUAAUGAAAUCAAAAGCGAAACUGAUCGGGUUGCCGGGGCUGGAAAAGCUGUAAGCUCCGAGCCGAUCAACUUAAAAAUAUUCAGCCCACGUGUUCUCAAUCUCACUUUGGUCGAUCUUCCUGGCAUUACAAAGGUUCCUGUUGGUGACCAGCCUGAGGAUAUUGAAACAUUGAUCAAUGAUUUAUGUCUUCAUUACAUUAACAAUCCUAACAGUAUAAUUUUAGCUGUUACACCGGCCAAUGCAGAUAUGGCUACUAGUGAAGGUCUUAAGCUGGCCAAAACAAUCGAUCCUGAUGGCCGCCGAACUUUAUGUAUUCUAACUAAGUUGGACCUAAUGGACCAUGGAACAGACGCCCACGAUCUUUUAUUGGGGCGUGUUGUUCCAGUUAAACUCGGCAUAAUUGGUGUUGUCAAUCGUUCUCAAGCCGAUAUUAAGGCGGGUAAAAAUAUUGACGAGGCAUUACAAGAUGAAGCCAGUUUUCUGCAACGACGUUAUCCAUCUCUUGCUAGUAGGAAUGGCACCCCAUUCUUGGCACGGACAUUAAAUAGACUUUUAAUGCAUCAUAUACGGGAUUGUUUGCCAGACUUGAAAACACGUGUGAAUGUAAUGGCUGCACAAUUUCAGAAUCUUUUAAAUACAUUCGGAGAUGAAAUCGAAGACCGAGGACAACUUUUGCUGCAGAUUAUUACAAAGUUUAAUACUGCUUAUUGUAAUACAAUUGAUGGAGUUGCGAAAGAUAUUGAAACGACUGAGUUGUGUGGUGGCGCUCGUAUUUGUUAUAUAUUCCAUGAAACUUUCUAUCGAACUUUGAGUAAAAUCGAUCCUUUGGGUGGUUUAUCAACUCUUGAUAUUCUAACCGCAAUACGAAAUGCUACCGGGCCAAGACCUGCUCUAUUUGUGCCAGAGGUUUCUUUCGAAUUGUUGGUAAAACGACAAAUCAGGCGUUUAGAAGAACCGAGUUUACGAUGUGUUGAAUUAGUCCAUGAAGAAAUGCAACGCAUCAUUCAACAUUGUGGUGCUCAACAAGAACUCCUUCGGUUUCCGAAACUGCACGAACGUAUAGUCGAUGUGGUCACUUCUGUAUUGCGCCAGCGCCUGCAACCGACCAAUCAAAUGGUUACUAAUCUAGUCGCUGUUGAGUUAGCCUAUAUAAAUACUCGACAUCCUGACUUUCUGGAAGCGCUAAGUACACAUCGGCAACAGGCUCCAGGAUUAGAGAAUCUGUCUCUUAACGACCAGCCGGCAACACAGGGAUCAAUUUCAGGAUCUUCACUUCGUACCAUUACUGCUUCACAUCUGACUCGUCGCCUACCUGGAACUCUUCAGCACGAAGAACAGCCCGGUUCUCUUAAUAUCAAUGGUCCAUCCUCAGAUCAAAAUCCAGAGAAUCUGCAUAUUGGACUAAGCCUUACUCCGGACAUUCAAACGGAAGUUCAACAGCAUAAGCUAACACCAAAUGAACGACAUGAUUGUGAAGUUAUUGGGAAACUUAUUCGUUCCUAUUUUCUAAUUGUUCGAAAGAACAUACAAGAUACUGUUCCAAAAGCAAUAAUGCAUUUUUUAGUGAAUUUUGUUAAAGAUAAUUUACAAUCAGAACUUGUCGGUAAAUUGUAUAAACAAGAUGAAUACAAUACAUUGUUACAAGAAAGUGAACGAGUAGCUCAGCGCCGAAGAGAAGCUUCCGAAAUGUUGAAGGCUCUUCAGAAAGCCAGUAUGAUCAUCGGUGAAAUUCGUGAAACACAUUUAUGGUGA
This is a messenger RNA of Schistosoma curassoni, 2070 nucleotides long. The record is from the annotation of a GenBank genome assembly. NCBI's taxonomy places the organism in Eukaryota, Metazoa, Platyhelminthes, Trematoda, Strigeidida, Schistosomatidae.